This is a messenger RNA of Suncus etruscus (white-toothed pygmy shrew), 3294 nucleotides long. It is a transcript of the gene CASR, whose product is annotated as calcium sensing receptor. The record is from RefSeq and is a predicted model, not a curated record. Gene Ontology annotation, cellular component: membrane. Gene Ontology annotation, biological process: regulation of calcium ion transport; intracellular calcium ion homeostasis; G protein-coupled receptor signaling pathway. Gene Ontology annotation, molecular function: calcium ion binding; G protein-coupled receptor activity. Lineage: Eukaryota; Metazoa; Chordata; Mammalia; Eulipotyphla; Soricidae.
AUGGCAUUUUAUAGCUGCUGUUUACUCCUCUUGGCAUUUACCUGGGAUGCUUCUGCCUAUGGCCCUGACCAAAGAGCCCAGAAAAAAGGGGACAUCAUUCUUGGGGGGCUCUUUCCAAUUCAUUUUGGAGUUGCGGCUAAAGAUCAAGACCUAAAAUCAAGGCCAGAAUCUGUGGAGUGUAUCAGGUAGGGAAGGAGCCAGUCAGAUAGUUAUAAUUUCCGUGGAUUUCGCUGGUUACAAGCCAAUGUAUUUGCCAUUUGAAGAGAAGAUAACCAGCAAGCCCCUGAUCUUCUCCGCCAACAUAACACUGUGGCUACAGGAUAUUUGACACUUUGUAAUACAGUACCCCACCUUUCAAAAGCCCCUUGUGAGGCCACCUUGAGUUUUGUUUGCACCAAACACAAAUUGACUCUUUUGAAUCUCGAUGAGUUCUGCAUACCUGCUCAGAACACAUCCACCUCCACCAUCGCUGUGGUGGGAGCAACUGGUUCGGGCAUCUCGACAGCUGUGGCAAAUCUGCUUGUCUUCUACAUCCCCCAGGUCAGCUAUGCCUCCUCCAGUAGACUCCUUAGCAAUAAGAAUCAGUUCAAGUCCUUUCUUCGUACUAUUCCCAAUGAUGAACACCAGGCUACUGCAAUGGCAGACAUUGUUGAAUAUUUCCGCUGGAACUGGGUGGGCACAAUUGCAGCUGAUGAUGACUAUGGCAGGCCAGGGAUAGAGAAGUUCCGAGAAGAAGCUGAAGAAAGAGAUAUAUGCAUCGACUUCAGUGAGCUUAUCUCCCAAUACUCUGAUGAGGAAGAAAUCCAGCAGGUGGUAGAAGUGAUCCAGAAUUCAACAGCCAAGGUCAUUGUUGUCUUCUCCAGUGGCCCAGAUCUUGAACCGCUCAUCAAGGAGAUUGUUCGGCGCAAUAUCACAGGCAGGAUCUGGCUGGCUAGUGAGGCCUGGGCCAGCUCUUCCUUGAUAGCUAUGCCAGAAUAUUUUCAUGUGGUCGGAGGUACCAUUGGAUUUGGUCUGAAAGCUGGGCAGAUUCCAGGUUUCCGAGAAUUCCUGCAAAAAGUCCAUCCCAGGAAAUCUGUCCACAAUGGUUUUGCCAAGGAAUUUUGGGAGGAAACUUUUAACUGUCACCUCCAAGAAGCUGCAAAGGGACCUUUACCCAUGGAAAGUUUCCUAAGAGGUAACGAAGAAAGUGUUAGCAAAAUAAGCAACAGUUCCACAGCCUUCCGACCUCUCUGUACAGGGAAUGAGAACAUUAGCAGUGUUGAGACACCUUACAUGGAUUAUACACAUUUGAGGAUAUCCUAUAAUGUCUACUUAGCAGUCUACUCCAUUGCUCAUGCUCUACAAGAUAUAUAUACCUGCUUACCUGGAAGAGGGCUCUUCACCAACGGCUCCUGUGCUGACAUCAAGAAAGUGGAGGCUUGGCAGGUCCUGAAGCAUUUACGACAUAUUAACUUUACCAACAAUAUGGGGGAACAGGUGACUUUUGAUGAAUGUGGUGACCUGGUUGGAAACUAUUCCAUCAUCAACUGGCAUCUGUCCCCAGAGGAUGGCUCCAUUGUGUUUAAGGAGGUCGGAUAUUACAACGUCUAUGCCAAGAAGGGAGAAAGGCUCUUUAUCAAUGAGGAGAAAAUCCUGUGGAGUGGGUUCUCCAGGGAGGUGCCUUUCUCCAACUGUAGUCGAGACUGCCUCGCAGGGACCAGAAAAGGAAUAAUUGAGGGGAAGCCCACCUGCUGCUUUGAGUGUGUGGAGUGUCCUGAUGGAGAAUACAGCGAUGAAACAGAUGCAAGUGCCUGUGACAAGUGUCCCGAUGACUUCUGGUCCAAUGAGAACCACACUUCCUGCAUUGCCAAAGAGAUUGAGUUUCUGUCCUGGACAGAACCCUUUGGAAUAGCCCUUACGCUUUUUGCCGUGCUGGGUAUCUUCCUGACAGCCUUUGUGCUGGGUGUCUUCAUCAAGUUCCGCAACACUCCCAUCGUCAAGGCCACAAACCGAGAGCUCUCCUACCUCCUCCUCUUUUCCCUUCUCUGCUGUUUCUCCAGCUCUCUGUUCUUCAUCGGGGAGCCCCAAGACUGGACCUGCCGCCUACGCCAGCCAGCAUUUGGCAUCAGCUUUGUGCUGUGCAUCUCCUGCAUCCUGGUGAAAACCAACCGUGUCCUCCUGGUAUUUGAGGCCAAGAUCCCCACCAGUUUUCACAGGAAAUGGUGGGGCCUCAAUCUGCAGUUCCUGCUCGUCUUCCUCUGCACUUUCAUGCAGAUUGUCAUCUGUGUGAUCUGGCUGUACACGGCACCUCCUUCCAGCUAUCGAAACCAUGAACUGGAGGAUGAGAUCAUCUUCAUCACUUGCCACGAGGGUUCGCUCAUGGCUCUGGGCUUUCUGAUCGGCUACACUUGCCUCCUGGCUGCCAUCUGCUUCUUCUUCGCCUUCAAGUCCCGAAAGCUGCCUGAGAACUUCAACGAGGCCAAAUUCAUUACCUUCAGCAUGCUCAUCUUCUUCAUUGUCUGGAUCUCUUUCAUUCCAGCCUACGCCAGCACCUAUGGCAAGUUUGUCUCUGCGGUGGAAGUGAUCGCUAUCCUCGCAGCCAGCUUCGGCUUGCUGGCUUGCAUCUUCUUCAAUAAGGUCUACAUCAUCCUCUUCAAGCCAUCCCGUAACACGAUUGAGGAGGUGCGUUGCAGCACCGCUGCUCAUGCUUUCAAAGUAGCGGCCCGGGCCACUCUACGCCGCAGCAAUGUCUCCCGCAAGCGCUCCAACAGUCUUGGGGGCUCCACAGGAUCCACCCCCUCUUCUUCCAUCAGCAGCAAGAGCAACAGCGAAGACCCCUUUCCACCACCGGAGAGGCAGAAGCUGCAGCAGCCGCUGGCCCUACCCCAGCAAGAACAACAGCAGCAUCCCCUGAGCCUGCAACAGCAGCAGCCGCCAGUGCCACAGUCCCAGCAGCCGCCCAGAUGCAAGCAGAAGGUCAUCUUCGGCAGUGGCACAGUCACCUUCUCCUUGAGCUUUGACGAGCCUCAGAAGAGCACCCUUGCUCACAGGAAUUCCAUGCACCAGAACUCCUUGGAGGCCCAGAUAAGCAGCGAGGCCCUGUCCAGGCACCAGGCAUUACUCCCUCUUCAAGGCGAGGAGGCCAAUUUGGAAUUGAGCUCUCAGGACACAGGACUGUCAGGCCCUGUGGGUGGGGACCACCAGCCAGAGAUGGAUCCUGAAGAGUCGUCCCCAGCUCUAGUAGUGUCCAGUUCUCGUAGCUUUAUCAUCAGCGGGGCAGGCAGCACUGUCACGGAAAAUAUAUUACAUUCAUAA